GAAUUGUGAAUGUCAAAUAGAAAUUAAAAAGGCAAAUGACGUUACACAUGUAAAAGUCCGUGUAAAAAGUGUAAAAAAUAGUUAUAAACUCAUUCGUAAUUAUUAAGUUGUGCAAUAAUGAAUAUCAUUGAAAUGAAAGCGAGGCCGUAUUUAGUAAGGCUGCUUUUUAUUUUAUCACUUGCAUUUACAAUAGGUGCAACAGUGGACUUGACUUAUACAGGCCAUAUUGAUGAUAAUACUUACAAUGAUAUAACACCAGAGUUUGUUUCCUACACCCAAGGGCGACAAAGGCGUGACGUCAACAACUCUUCUGUUCCUGCCACUAAUGCCACUACAAAUGUUUCCAUACCAUCACCUUCCUCUAUUACUCCGACCAACAAUUCUGCACCAGUUAUCAAUACUACUAUAGAAACAUCGUCGCUACCUCCAUCCGCCAUCAAUAAGCUGCUUGGAGUAAAUGGUUCAGGGAUUUUGCACGUCGAUGUAAAUGUCAAUACACCAAAAGUGAGCGAUCCCAUCGCACCAGAUGACACCACGAAUGAUGUUUUCAAAGAAACUCCCGAGACUAUAAAGGCUGAACACAAUAUAAGUAAUCUCAGUUAUGAUAACCACAACUUUUACAAUAGUACGUUCAUUGGGGAUCCAGAAUAUUUUAAACAGUAUUGGGCCAACAUCACUCUACCAAAAGCAAAUAUACACGAUGUUUUGAGCAAUUCUCAUAGACGAGCAACAACUAUAAAGGCGUCAUUCCCGUUUCCAUUCUACGGACACCCCGUUGCCAACAUGACAGUCGCGACGGGUGGAUUCAUCUACAUGGGCGACCAUGUUCACAACUGGCUAGCAGCUACUCAAUACAUAGCUCCGCUCAUGGCCAACUUCGAUACUACGCUCACUAAUGACAGUUGCGUCAAAAUGAACGACGAUGGUGAGAAGUUCACUGUCUUCUGGGAGAACGCCACCCUCAGACAAGACAUUGAGAAAAAGUUCACAUUUGCUGUAACUCUAUACAAGAAUGGUGAUAUCAUAUUCGCAUAUAAGGACAUCCCUCUACCGUUGAAGGAUAUCAUUGACAGCGAACAUCCAGUCAAAGUUGGCAUCAGCGACGCGUAUUUAACUGACAAGUUUCACUACCAUGUCAGACGGAAGACAAUCUACGAAUACCACAGAGUAUCGUUUAAGAACUACGAGAUCACAAACAAUACCAUCCUAAAACUGGUAGCUCUUCCAACUUGUCUGCAGUACGACUCGUGCCAGAGUUGCGCUAAUCACGAGACCGGCUUUAAGUGCCUGUGGUGCGAUCAAAUUCAAGUUUGCUCGAGUGGAACAGAUCGUAAUAAACAAGAUUGGAUUCUGAGACAUUGCGACACGUCGGCUAUAUCCAAUGAGACGGCUUGCCCGGCGAGCACGCACGUGGACGCGCCCGACGGCUCCGGCAAGAUCGUGUACACUACCGACACCCGGCCGACCAGCUCGCACGACACCGCCAUCGUCACUACUGGCGCAGUGAGCUCAGAGCCUGCCGCCAAGGCGGCGGUGGCGGCGGCAGUGGCGGCGGGUGAGCCAGCACCAGAGGCGCCGCCCGCCUCGUCGUCGGCGGGUGGCGUGGUGGGUGCGUUUGUUGCCGUGGCGCUAGUGUGCAGCCUCGCCGCCUGGGUGCUAUACGCGUUCAAAAACCCACACACUCGCAGUGGCCAGCUGCUUAUCAAGUAUCGUCCGUCCACGUGGAGUUGGCGCCGGGGCGAAGCGCGCUACACCGCCGCGACCAUACACAUGUAACGGAGGCUCCGUCUCCAAUCAACCAUAUAUUAUAGGAUAACGCACACUUUGUAUGUGUUUUUCGCGCGAAUUAUGACUUAAACUUAACGUUAUAGAACAUAGAACAGUGCUUCUUAAUAUUUGCCAUAAAAUUGCAUAUUUUAUACAAAGGAUAAAAAAUAAUAUAUAUUUUUUUGAAUCAUUAGAUAUAUAAACUUCAACGGUGUCUAGCGAGGGUCGCCACGAUCUCUGGUACCUGACGCAUCGAUCUCCUAUUAAAAAGUGGAUGCACAAUCAGCGACCAAAAAACGUCCCCACUAAAUGAGUGCCAAACACAAUUUCUUGGCACUCAAUUCAAGUAGUCGCUUUUGCAAAUUCAACCUUUUUUCACAAUUUUCUUUACCAAUAAUUCUAAAAUUGUCAAAGCAAAAUUGGGCAGUUUUUAAGUGAAAUUUUCCACAUUAUUGUGCGUCCUUUUAUUAUAAGAGGUCAAUGACCUGAGGGCAUUAUUUCCAUAUUUUCAAAGAAAGAUAUAUAAAAUAAGUACGAUUUAUGGUUGGGCGGUUAGUGGUCGGAAGCUUUGAAACUGCUUUAUUCCUUCCAAUUUUCUACUUCCCAAAGCCUCAAUGAUCCAAAUAAAUUUGUUUUCUAUCUAUAACACCACAAACUAAGCAUUUAGUAAAUGAAGCUUUGGCCACACGGCUUUCAAACCAUUAUGUACUAUUUUGACGGCCUCCGUGACGCAGCGGUAAACGCGGUGGAUUUACAAGACGGAGGUCCUGGGUUCGAUCCCCGGCUGGGCCGAUUGAUGUUUCUCAAUUGGUCCAGGUCUGGCUGGUGGGAGGCUUAGGCCGUGGCUAGUUACCACCCUACCGACAAAGACGUACCGCCAAGCGAUUGAGCGUUCCGGUACGAUGUCGUGUAGAAACCGAAAGGGGUGUGAACUUUCAUCCUCCUCCUAAGAAGUUCCCCCGCUUCCAUCUUAGAUUGCAUCAUCACUUACCAUCAGGUGAGAUUGCAGUCAAGAGCUAACUUGUAAAGAAUAAAAAAAUAUAUAUACCAUGUUUGAACCACUGCUCUAUUUUAAGUCUUAAUUCCGCUCUCCUUUAUAUCUUGAAUACUUAUUAACAUUUUAUUUUAUGCUAAUGAUGAAUCACUUGUACACUCCAAGCCGUCGAUUGGUGCCUUCUAAUAUAAAUUAUGACGACAUGAAAUACUUUUACAUCAUUAUAUGUUAUUUACAAAUAUUUUAUAGAUAUUAUGUCUUAACUAUAAAAAGUGUAUUGAAUUUUUGUAUGAAAUACUUUUACGGUAGUGUUUUACGAAUAGUAUUAGAAAUGAAACAAUCUUUUAAUGAUCUUUGUCGAUUUUAUUAAGGUUAUGAGGGAAGGUUUAGUAUUUAGUGAAAUAAGAAAGAACGCUAGGAGCUGUAGCUCAAUUACUCACUUGGAAGUAAUAUGACAAUGUGCUAGAGGAACAGUUUGUUUAAAAAGUGCCUUUGACUUCCGUAGAACAUAUUCCGUCCUGAAUUUUUAAUGAAGUUUGAAAAUUAACGUAACUGCACCGUGAAUGCAGUAUAGUAAAAAAACUCGAAAUGUUUGAUAAUGAUACUCUUUGUAAUUGUCCUUACUUUAGGUACAAAAGUGUACACCAUUGAUCUUCUAUUAAAAAAUGGAUGCACAAUCAGCGACCAAAAAACGUCCCCACUCAAUGAGUGCCAAACACAACUUCUUGGCACUCAAUUCAAGUAGUCGCAUUUGCAAAUUCAACCUUAAACUCAAUCCUUAAGGUUGAAUUUGCUCUGAAUUUGGGAUUUUAUUGAAUAUUGGACUUAAAGGCCUUUAGGCAUAUUUUUUUUACCAAUAAUUCUAAAACUGUCAAAGCAAUAUUGGCCAGUUUUUAAGUGAAAAUUUCUACAUGAUUGAACGUCCAUUUAUUAUAAGAGGACAAUGGUGGACACACUUUAAAGUACCAUAUUUUAAUGCCAAACUUAAAGCACGUUCCACAUUCGCCCGAUCCGCUUACCUAUUCACCGUGUGGAUGCCGGCUACAUCGUGUAGUAUAAAAAAAAAAUAGAACCCCAGACUAGCGACCGAUGUACCACCAUACAUUUGAUCGGAUAAUGACGUAUCACACAACCAAAUAUGCGUAAAAGUCUGGCCGCUCAGAGAUUGCGUUUCUGACAGGUAGUGAUCGAAUGGGAGAAACAUAUUCAAUUACAAUUGCCUCGUUAUUUUGUCUCAUCACUACAAAGACAAACUGUUGGCAUAACCUUGAAACAGCGCGGUUCGGCCACCUAGUGCGCCAGUUCGAAGUCACAUCGCCUACUAUAUCAUGACCAGGAACGCAAUCUCUGAGCGGCCGAUGAGGCGAAUUGUUACGUGUCAGUGUGAUUCUGACUAUUAUUAAAGGAGCUGACACAUAUUAUCCGACGAGUACACACUCGUAUUGAGGCCAAAAAACAAGAUACAAUACGUAAACAUCCAGCAGACUAACGAAUGAUGUAUCAUAUUCUCUUAAUAUUCAUAUUCAUAUUUUAUUCAUAAAUUUUCAUGAAUAAAUGUCAUAAAAUUGUAUUUUCUAGGAAUUUGAUAAAGCUAUUUUGAAUAUAUUGAAAGCCUUUUCGACAAGCCAAGCUUUCAGUUUUUUUUAAACGUAAUUCAUAUAUUCUUUGAACUUUUUAUAUUUUAUGGAAUCCUGUCCAUCCCUAUUACUAUUAUUGUCUUCGAUGCUUUUUUUAGUCUGUAAUAUAUCACUCCUCUUCGAAAACUAAGAAACGAUGAAUGAAAGACGCACGACUGAUGCACGUCACUUCCCCGCACGCACGUUUUCACACCCGCGCAGUCUUUUCCCCUGUCGCCCGCAUAUCAUGGGAGUGUUAUCAACGAAUUCGCCAGACUAUAAUGACAUACGGUACGGUACGGUCAACGGAACGGGUGAAUGAUACAAAUGUGGAAUCGGCUUUAGAGUUUUUAUUUUAAUAUGAAAAAUUAAUUGAAUGUUUUGAUGUACAAUUUUAAUGGAAUAGAAUUUAUUUCUGUUGUCUUCCACUGUAAACGUUUUAUGUUCUAUUAUUAUUUAAACCAUAAAGAAAUCUGUUUUGAUUUCUGUAUAAUUAUAUAAUAUUAUAAUAUUUUUAUUAAAAUCUCAAAUGAACAAAUCUGCAGCUAAUGAUGAUCUAAAAAUACAUGUAAGUAAGUUCCUCAGUAAAUUAUUUUUAAACUUUGCUUACGGUAGCUUUGAUAGAUACAAUAAAGCAGCUUAAUAAAAUUUUAAAUAAAUGGUAAUUAUAAAAGUUACCUAAACUUUUGUAUUAAAAAUGGAUGAAGAAAAAUUUACUUGGUUAAAUUAAAAAUAAAAAAACAAUAAUAUUCCAUGUAUUGUAUGACCAGAAAAUAAUAAACCUCGCCAUGUGGUGGAAAAAAAUUUAAUUUAGUCUCAGGCUGCUAAAAAUAGAAUGCCUAGAAUCUAGGUUUUUUAUAUUUCUGGCCAAGCUGUUAAAGUUGUGCUGAUAAUACCGGCAAGCCGACUAUUUCGUUAUACAUAGUUAUUUACAAUCGAUAAAGGACCGACUGUCGGGAGAUUGUCUGACUUUUGUUUUAUUAAAAAAAAAAACACUUUAUGGCGUUAAGAACACGACUAGACAUUGAGAUGAAUGUCACAGAUAUCACUAGCGUUGUCAAGAUUUUUUCAGAAAAAUAUAGUAUUUUUUAGAUUUAGCUGUAAAAAAAUAUAGUACGCAUAAAUAAAAUAUAGUACUUCAGGUAACAAGCAAAAUAUCGACAUUUAUUUUCAAAAAUCAAUAUUUAUUCACUCUUAUUGCAUUUUUCAAGAGUUAAUGAAAUGACCCUUCUUACAGUCGGGUAAUAAGAGUGUCUUACGCUGUUUUGCACAUUUUUUUUUAAAUUUUUGAAAACCAAAACCAUUUUUUUUUUUCUAAUUCGUUCGUUUAAUGUUUGUAACUCAGUAAUACACAAGUUCGGAUAGGCAAUUGCAUCUGUCAAAAACUAAUGUUCAUAACGUUUUGAAAUGAAAAUUUUGUUUCUGUGUUCUAAAUAUCGCAAAAAUACUUACGCAAAAAUACUUUGCGUACUAUAUAUAUCUUCAACAUUAUAUAGUACGUAGACCCCAAAUAUAGUACGAUACUAUUAUAUUAUACGGUUGUACGGUUGGCAACGCUAGAUGUCACCCCUGUUUACGCCCAAUGGUCGGCUAGUCGGCCAUUCUCUAAAUGUGUUGAUAGACUUGAGCAUUCACUUGUAAUGAGCAUUCAUGCGAAUGAUAUAUCACAGAAAAAUACGAAAACAUUUUUGCGAGCAUUCUAUCGGACGUUCUGGCGAGGAUUCUAGCGAGCAGAUUUGCUUGAAGUCUGACAUCUUCAUGAAGAAUAUCUUUGACGAUCAACGAAUAAAGUGUUCGCUAGAAUUCUCAAGAAGUUCGUAGCAAUAUUCGGGUCUAUGCUAAGCUCGGCUCGUUGUUCAGUUCGACAAAUAUAAAAACGGCGAAUGCUCGAUUUUCUGUUACAAGUGAAUGAUCAAGUCUGUCAGCACCGUAAUGCAAUGAAUUGUGUAGUUAUAAAAAUGGUAGCCUACAAGUAGACUAUGACUGUAGAUUUGAUUUUGAAGAUUUAUUGAGAUUCUGAUCAUAACUGCCCAAUAGUGUCUUGACUAUUUUAAGGAACUCUGUUUUGGAGUGUACUAUUAUUAAAUUUUACUAACUUCUUAUUAUUAUAUCGAUGUAUAAGAUUAGUUAGACUUUAUUAUGAAAUGGAUAUUCGAGUGAUAUUACACGUAGAAUAUAAUCCCAUCAAAACAAAUGUGAAAAUAAAAGUCUAUUAAAGUCGCCUUUAGUAGAGUCCGCGCCACGAAACAAGUCCCGUAAACGCGGCGCUAAUGUCUUAAUGGCGCUUACUGUUAUUUGGUAAUUGCGGCCUUAUUGUCAUUUGUAUAAGGCGCUGUCAAUUUUAGUUCAGGUUUUAGCCAAGGGACUUCUUUCGUGGCGCUGAGUCUAUAAUGUUUUGCAAAAUUAUUAAAGUUUUUGGCAUUAUACAAGUGUUUGUUAUUCAAAAAUAUAAUAACACUUGAACAGUCGAAUUAUUAAUUGAAUUAAUCUUUUUGCAAUAUUGUUUGUUCCAAUAAAAAAAAAAUCAGUAUUAUCUGUAGAAUUUGGUAUCCAUUUAGUUCGCUUGUCUGCUGUCACACAUUCUCAUUAAUUGACUUGGCUUGCAUUUUCACAUAAAUAUAUAUGUUUUGAUGGGAUUAUUAUCGAUUUUUAAAAUCUGUUGUAAGCUAAAAAGCAAAUAAUCAUUUUAAUUUAAACAUCACAUCACAUCACAAAACUAUUGAUUCUCGCUCGCCUUGUGGUAUGUUAUUGGUCCGAGGUUGUACUAUUAUUAUUAUUAACAUGCAAUUUUUGUUUUAUAGUGCAAGCAGUAAUAAUCCUAAUUUAUAUGAAAAUGCUUUUCGUGGGUUACUAUUUCCCGAAUUUCCCAAUAAUUUUUACAAAGUCUGAUAAUUGUGCAAACAUUCUUUAUUUAAAUAGUUCAUAGAUAUUAGUAUUAAAAAUAAAGUAUUUACAAAAAAUUUACACCAUCAAUUUUUUUAAUCAACUCACUCAACACGCUGGCCUCUGUAAGGCAAAUGAGCGCUAGCUUUUGGGUCACCUGACGCAUGGAUUGGUUUAUCAGUUACCAGAUUCAUACAUUUUUUAGGGUCGAAUGACCAGAGGCAGACCAACAGACUAAAACCGGAUUUAUAUUUGUCAGACGUGACUUGACGUGACGCAUCAGAACAGAAUCGGUAUAAUUUAUUCUAUAUGGCAACGUUUACACUUAUGUGUUGUGACAUGUCGUGAUGUCGCAUACAAAAUUUAUAAAGCCGGAUUUAUAUUUGCCACGACACGUCAGACAAAUAUAAAUCCGGCUUAAUUCACUAUCUAUGACGUAUGCUAGUUGACACAUACGAAAUUGAGAUUCUAUGUAUCAAAUGUCAUCCGGUGGAUAUCAUUCAGUAGGUAGACGAUUCAGUCGAUUUGAUGUUUAUUUUAAUAAGUUGAUAAUAUUUACCAAAAUAAUGAAUAGGCUAGCAGGACAGGGAUCAAAGUCCCGAUAUACAAGCGCCGCAAAUAAGUGGUCCAUGAACCGAUAAUUGUUUCUUUAAUUAGUUUAAUUCUUAAUUAGUUGAGUCAAAUAGGGUUUAGAUCUCGGAACCGAUUGAAUGGAAUUUAAUGAAUAAUCUUUAUUUAGUUUAUAUAUAUAUUAAAAUGUUUGGGCCUACCUCCUUAUGGAUGAUAUAUGAUGCCUUACCCGAUAAUCUGCUAUAUUGUGGGUUAGCGGGCUUAGGAUAAAGUUUGACUCUUUAACGAUCUUUAUCACGUGUUAAUGAUAAGUUGAGUGCCUACAGCUAAAAUUGGAUCUAUUAUGUUAUGUGCGAGUUUUACAAUAAUCUGUAAUCAUCAUAAAUAAAUAAAUCAAUUUCAACACCAAA
Bicyclus anynana (squinting bush brown) is the source of this 8240-nucleotide messenger RNA. RefSeq names its product plexin domain-containing protein 2. Bases 118 to 1776 code for a protein of 552 amino acids. The record is from RefSeq and is a predicted model, not a curated record. Lineage: Eukaryota; Metazoa; Arthropoda; Insecta; Lepidoptera; Nymphalidae. The transcript has 12 exons.